ACUGGGAUUCUAAAGCAACCAAAAUGUCAUACUUAACUCUACAAAAUCACCCAAAAAAUGUCAAAUGCUUAGUUUUGCUUGCACGACACAUAUCUUAUCAUAUAAAGACCCACGCUAAAAGUCUCUCUAUCCCUCCAAUGUCAGAUAUGGAAGCAGUCUCUUCUUGGGGAAACACGCAUCUUGACUCCGUCGAUCCGGAGAUCCACGGCCUAAUCGAGAAGGAGAAACGCCGGCAAUAUCGAGGAAUCGAACUCAUCGCAGCCGAGAAUUUCACUUCCUUAGCCGUCAUGGAAGCUCUCGGAAGUCCGCUCACAAAUAAAUACUCGGAAGGUCUGCCUGGUAAUCGUUACUACGGAGGUACCGAGUUCAUCGAUGAGAUCGAGAGUCUCUGCCGCUCACGCGCUCUCGAGGCUUUCCAUUGUGAUCCAGAGAAAUGGGGCAUUAACGUUCAGCCUUACUCUGGUUCCCCUGCCAAUUUCGCAGCCUACACGGCUUUGCUCCAGCCUCAUGAUCGUAUGAUGGGGCUUGGUCUGCCUUCAGGUGGUCAUUUGACUCAUGGUUACUAUACCUCUGGUGGGAAGAACAUCUCGGCGACCUCGAUCUACUUCGAAAACUUUCCGUACAAGGUUGAUUCCACCACUGGUUACAUUGAUUACGACAAGCUUGAGGAGAAGGCUAUGAAUUUUAGGCCUAAGUUAAUCAUCUGUGGAGGUACUUCUUACCCUAGAGAAUGGGAUUACGCGAGAUUCAGGGCUGUCGCGGACGAGGUUGGGGCUUUUUUGCUCUGCGACAUGGCUCACAACAGUGCCCUUGUUGCUGCUCAGGAAGCCACAGACCCGUUUGAGUACUGUGACAUAGUGACAACCUCAACUCACAAGAGCUUAAGAGGUCCAAGGGCCGGUAUGAUCUUCUACAGGAAGGGCCCAAAACCAGCCAAGAAGGGGGAACCCGAGGCGCUUCAAAGUGGUCCUCACAAUAACAAGAUCGGUGCUCUAGCUGUUGCAUUGAAGCAGGCUAUGGCUCCUAGCUUCAAGGUUUAUGCAAAACAGGUGAAAGCCAAUGCUGCAUGCCUAGCAAACUACUUGAUGGUCAAGGGAUACUGUAUUUUAACCGGUGGAACUGACAACCACCUCAUUCUCUGGGAUCUUCGCCCUCUUGGAUUAACCGGUGACAAGCUUGAGAAGCUCUGCGAUUUGUGCUACAUAACAUUAAACAGGAAUGCAGUAUUUGGAGACACUAGUUUUCUUGCUCCCGGAGGUGUAAGAAUUGGUACACCCGCGAUGACCUCAAGAGGAUUGGUGGAGAAAGACUUUGAGAAGAUAGGAGAGUUCUUGAGCCGUGCCGUGACACUCACGUUGGAGAUCCAGAAUCAGUACGGUGAGCUGACGGAAGACUUUAACAAGGGUUUGGUGAACAACAAGGAGAUGGAUGAGCUAAAGGAUGAUGUCGAGAAGUUCACAUACUCUUUUGGAAUGCCUGGAUUUGUCAUCUCUUAG
This is a messenger RNA of Camelina sativa (false flax), 1496 nucleotides long. Lineage: Eukaryota; Viridiplantae; Streptophyta; Magnoliopsida; Brassicales; Brassicaceae. The record is from RefSeq and is a predicted model, not a curated record.